Gadus chalcogrammus (walleye pollock) is the source of this 4016-nucleotide messenger RNA. Its product is annotated as pyruvate carboxylase, mitochondrial-like. Gene Ontology annotation, cellular component: cytoplasm. Gene Ontology annotation, molecular function: metal ion binding; pyruvate carboxylase activity; ATP binding. Gene Ontology annotation, biological process: pyruvate metabolic process; gluconeogenesis. The coding region runs from base 426 to 3971 and encodes 1181 amino acids. Lineage: Eukaryota; Metazoa; Chordata; Actinopteri; Gadiformes; Gadidae. The record is from RefSeq and is a predicted model, not a curated record. The transcript is spliced from 27 exons.
GUGCGCGAGAUUACGCGACUCAAGAGGCAGGCGCAGUUGCAGACUUGUCCAUAUCCGCCGAACGCUGACGGACGGUGUCAGUCGUGUUAGCUUCCUCCGGUAGAUAGUUAGCAAAUAGCCUAACUAGCCUCAGAGUUUAACAGCUGUUGUACGCUUCCGCACGAGCGUUUGAACGCGAAGCUCGCGCGCUGUCUCGUCCUGCAAUCACUCGUCCAUCCCGGACGCACGCGCCGCGUAUCCGUGUGUUUGAUCGCCUCCCCUUCCCCUUCCUUUCCAGCAGUGUGUGUGUGUGAGAGAGAGAGCGCACGCGUGUUUGUGUUGCUGUGUGUGGGGUUAGCAAGCUCUCUCCUUCUACUGUGACAGUCGAGUGUGUAUCCAGCACCAGUGGAUUGACAUUGUCCACAGUUGACCCUAAAAGCAUCAUCAUGCUGUGGAACGGUUCAGUUCGCGGCAGCCUCGGCCUCCUGGCCGUACGGAGGGCGUGUCUGUUCUCCCGGUCCGCCCACUCCGCCCCCAAGAGUGGCGAGUAUCGACCAAUCAAAAAGGUCAUGGUGGCCAACAGAGGGGAGAUUGCCAUCCGUGUGUUCAGAGCAUGCACAGAGCUGGGAAUUCGAACCGUGGCCGUUUACUCGGAGCAGGACACCGGCCAGAUGCACAGGCAGAAGGCAGAUGAAGCCUACCUGAUUGGAAAGGGUCUCCCUCCAGUCGCCGCCUACCUGGACAUCGCUGACAUCAUCAAAGUUGCCAAGGAAAACAACGUGGACGCCAUCCACCCCGGCUAUGGCUUCCUGUCGGAGCGCUCGGACUUCGCCCAGGCGUGUGCCGACGCGGGGGUGAUGUUCGUGGGGCCGUCCCCGGACACGGUGCGCAUGAUGGGGGACAAGGUGGAGGCGCGCUCCCUGGCCAUCCGUGCAGGUGUGCCGGUGGUCCCGGGUACUGACGCCCCCCUCAGCUGUCUGCAGGACGCCAAGGCCUUCGCCCAGACCUACGGCUUCCCCAUCAUCUUCAAAGCAGCCUACGGUGGGGGGGGCCGCGGCAUGAGGGUGGUCAAAGAGUACGAGGAGCUGGAGGAGAACUACCAGAGGGCCUACUCGGAGGCGCUAGCCGCCUUCGGCAACGGCGCCCUGUUCGUGGAGAAGUUCAUCGAGAAGCCGCGGCACAUCGAAGUGCAGAUCCUCGGGGACAAGUUCGGUAAUGUCAUCCAUCUCUUCGAGAGAGACUGCUCCAUUCAGCGGCGACACCAAAAGGUGGUGGAGAUCGCACCGGCAUUCCAGCUGGACCCCCACCUCAGAGCCCGUCUCCACACUGACUCCGUCACUCUAGCCAAGCAGGUGGGCUACGAGAAUGCAGGAACAGUGGAGUUCCUGGUGGACAAGCACGGGAAACACUACUUCAUCGAGGUCAACUCCAGACUCCAGGUGGAGCACACAGUCACCGAGGAAAUCACAGACGUGGACCUGGUGCACGCCCAGCUGAAGGUCUGCGAGGGCCAAAGCCUGCCCGACCUGGGCUUGAGCCAGGACAAGAUCAGGGUCAACGGCUGUGCCAUCCAGUGCAGGGUGACCACCGAGGACCCCGCCCGCGGCUUCCAGCCCGACACCGGCCGCAUCGAGGUGUUCCGCAGCGGCGAGGGCAUGGGCAUCCGGCUGGACAGCGCGUCGGCCUUCCCGGGCGCCAUCAUCUCCCCCCACUACGACUCUCUGCUGGUCAAGGUCAUCGCCAGCGGCAACGACCUGCAGGGCGCCGCCUCCAAGAUGAGCCGUGCCCUGGCCGAGUUCAGAGUCCGCGGCGUCAAGACCAACAUCCCCUUCCUGCAGAAUGUUCUCUCCAACACCCAGUUCCUCCACGCCACGGUGGACACCCAGUUCAUCGACGAGAACCAGGAGCUCUUCAACCUCAAGCCCACGCAGAACCGUGCCCAAAAGCUGCUGCACUACCUUGGUCAUGUGAUGGUGAACGGACCGACCACACCCCUUCCCGUGAAGGCCAAGCCCUCGGCCAUCGACCCCGUCAUCCCUCCCGUUUCCAUGGGUGACCCUCCGCUGGGCUUCCGGGACGUCCUGCUCCGGGACGGGCCGGAGGGCUUCGCAAAGGCAGUGCGGGCCCACAAGGGCCUGCUGCUCAUGGACACCACCUUCAGGGACGCCCACCAGUCGCUGCUGGCCACCCGGGUGCGAACCCACGACCUGAAGAAGAUCUCUCCGUUCGUCAGCCACAACUUUAACAACCUCUACAGCUUGGAGAACUGGGGAGGCGCCACCUUCGACGUGGCCAUGCGCUUCCUGUCCGAGUGUCCGUGGAAGCGUCUGCAGGAGAUGCGCGCCCUCAUCCCCAACGUGCCCUUCCAGAUGCUGCUGAGAGGGGCCAACGCCGUGGGCUACACCAACUACCCAGACAACGCUGUGUUCAAGUUCUGCGAGGUGGCCAAGGAGAACGGCAUGGACGUGUUCCGCGUGUUCGAUUCCCUCAACUACCUGCCCAACAUGCUGCUUGGCAUGGAGGCGGCGGGCGCGGCGGGCGGCGUGGUGGAGGCCGCCAUCUCGUACACGGGCGACGUCUCCGACCCCGCCCGCCAGAAGUACUCCCUGGACUACUACAUGAAGCUGGCCGACGAGCUGGUCCGCGCAGGCACCCACGUCCUCUGCAUCAAGGACAUGGCCGGUCUGCUGAAGCCGGAGUCCAGUAAGAUGCUGAUUGGUGCACUGAGAGACCGCUUCCCCGACAUGCCCAUCCACGUGCACACACACGACACCGCCGGCGCUGGAGUGGCCGCCAUGUUGGCGUGCGCCGAGGCCGGGGCCGAUGUGGUGGAUGUGGCGGUGGACUCCAUGGCCGGGAUGACCUCCCAGCCCAGCAUGGGGGCCAUGGUGGCCUGCGCCAAGGGAACCAAGCUGGACACCGGCAUCCCCCUGGAGAAGGUCUACGACUACAGUGAGUACUGGGAGGUGGCCAGGGGGCUGUACGCGCCCUUCGACUGCACCGCCACCAUGAAGUCCGGCAACGCCGACGUCUACGAGAACGAGAUCCCCGGCGGGCAGUACACCAACCUGCACUUCCAGGCCCACAGCAUGGGACUGGGCCACAAGUUCAAGCAGGUGAAGAAGUCCUACACCGAGGCCAACAAACUGCUGGGUGACCUCAUCAAGGUGACCCCCUCCUCCAAGAUCGUGGGCGACCUGGCCCAGUUCAUGGUGCAGAACAACCUGACCCGGGCGGAGGUGGAGGAGCAGGCGGACGAGCUGUCGCUGCCCCUGUCCGUGGUGGAGUUCCUGCAGGGGCACAUCGGCAUCCCCCACGGGGGCUUCCCCGAGCCCCUGAGGAGCAAGGUGAUCAAGUCGCUCCCCCGUAUCGAGGGCCGCCCCGGGGCCUCUCUGCCCCCCAUGGACUUCAAGGCCCUGGAAGAGGGUCUGCGCGUGGCACACGGCGAUGACAUCACACCCGAGGACGUGAUGUCCGCCGCCAUGUACCCCAAGGUGUUCCAGGAGUACAAAGAGUUCACCGCUAACUUCGGCCCAGUCGACUGCCUGAACACAAGGCUUUUCCUGGACGGACCAAAGAUCGCUGAGGAGUUUGAGGUGGAGCUGGAGCGGGGGAAGACCCUCCACAUCAAGGCCCUUGCCCUGGGAGACCUCAACAAGGCAGGCCAGAGGGAGGUGUUCUUUGAGCUCAACGGGCAGCUGCGCUCCGUCCUGGUGAAGGACACCGUGGCCAUGAAGGAGAUGAAGUUCCACCCCAAGGCCCAGAAGUCCAUCAAGGGCCAGGUGGGCGCGCCCAUGCCGGGCAAGGUCCUGGAGCUCAAAGUGGAAGUUGGCUCCAAGGUGGAGAAGGGCCAGCCCCUGUGCGUGCUGUCGGCGAUGAAGAUGGAGACGGUGGUCAACUCCCCCCUGGCCGGCACCGUCAAGGCCCUCCACGUCACGGUCGACUCCUCCCUGGAGGGUGACGACCUCAUCCUGGAGAUUGACGAGGAGUAGGACGACAGACGGCGACGGAGGAGGAGGAGGAGGAGGAGGAGGAGG